UUUAUUCAGAGAGACUUGAUUGGGUGAUAAAAAGAUAUCGAUGUAGCGAAGAUGAGUGGUGAAGGUAGCAAGGGUCAUCAAGAAGAAGAUGAAACAAAACUUCCUGGAUUCAGAUUUCAUCCUACGGACGAAGAGCUUUUAGAGUAUUAUCUUCGAAGAAAAGUAGAGAACAAACCCAUCAAACUCGAACUUAUUAAACAGGUCGAUAUCUACAAGUACGAUCCUUGGGAUCUUCCAAGAGUGAGCAGCGUUGGGGAAAAGGAGUGGUACUUUUUCUGCAUGAGAGGAAGGAAAUACAGGAAUAGCGUUAGACCAAACCGAGUCACUGGUUCAGGUUUCUGGAAAGCCACUGGUAUUGAUAAGCCGGUUUACUCCAAUCUUGACUGCGUUGGUCUAAAGAAAUCUCUGGUUUACUAUCUUGGUUCAGCCGGUAAAGGCACCAAAACCGACUGGAUGAUGCAUGAAUUCCGCCUCCCCUCCACCACCAAAACCGACUUGUCAGUUCAACAAGCAGAGGUCUGGACACUAUGCAGAAUCUUCAAACGAGUAACACACCAGAGAAACCCAAAUAUCGUACAAUCAAACCGUAAACCGGUUAUUACAUUAGCCGAUUCGUGUUCUAAGACGAGUAGCUUAGACUCCGAUCACACCAGCCACUGCAUCAAAGAUUCCUUGUCCCACAAGCCACACGAGCCACAGCUGCAGCUUCAGCCACAAACGCAGAAUCCUUAUUGGAACCAACUUACUAGGUUUGGUUUCAAUCAACCGACAUAUACUUGUCAUGAUAACAGCUUCCUGAGUUUCGGGAACCUCGACGGUGGAGAUUUCAUCGGGGACUCAGCAAGUUGGGAUGAACUUAGGUCUGUUAUAGAUGGCAACACUAAACACUAGUAAUAAUUUGCCCUUUUCUCUUUUGUGGAGCUUUGUAUAAAGGAUCAAGCAAAAACAAUGUUUUGUAUUAUAAAAUAAUAAUAUACAUAUCAUGACAUCAAUCCCUGAGAACUAAACAUUCAAGAUCAUAUAGUUUGCACUUGGAUCACAA
Messenger RNA from Raphanus sativus (radish), 1042 nucleotides. RefSeq names its product transcription factor JUNGBRUNNEN 1-like. Gene Ontology annotation, molecular function: DNA binding. Bases 52 to 891 code for a protein of 279 amino acids. The transcript is spliced from 3 exons. NCBI's taxonomy places the organism in Eukaryota, Viridiplantae, Streptophyta, Magnoliopsida, Brassicales, Brassicaceae. The record is from RefSeq and is a predicted model, not a curated record. Gene Ontology annotation, biological process: regulation of DNA-templated transcription.